AUGAAGAACCUCUCCACCAUUCUCCUCCUCACGGUUUUAAUCACCUGCAGCGCCACCACCACCGUCCGAUCCGACGCCUCCGAUCACCGCUACAAUGAAAACGACGUCGUCCCCCUCUACGCCAAUAAGGUCGGCCCCUUCCACAACCCCAGUGAGACCUAUCGCUAUUUUGAUCUGCCAUUUUGCUCGCCAGGUGAUGUGAAGGAGAAGAAGGAAGCUCUCGGGGAGGUGCUGAAUGGGGAUCGUCUUGUGAGUGCUCCUUACAAGCUUGAGUUCCGGAAAGAGAAAGACACUGAAGUUGCUUGUAGAAGGAAGCUGACCAAGGAGGAAGUUGCGGAGUUUCGAAAGGCUGUGGAAAAGGAUUACUACUUUCAAAUGUAUUAUGACGACUUGCCCAUCUGGGGGUUCUUAGGAAAGGUUGACAAGGAAGGGAAAACUGACCCAAGUGAAUACAAAUAUUUCCUGUACAAGCAUAUCCAGUUUGAAAUUCUCUACAAUAAGGACCGUGUGAUUGAAAUUGGUGCCAAGAUGGAUCCUCAUUCAGUCGUGGACUUGACAGAGGACAAGGACGUUGAUGCAGAUUUCAUGUAUGCCCAAGAUGAGGAAGCAGCUGAUGACCAAGAAGAGACAGGAUGGAAGUACAUUCAUGGUGAUGUUUUCCGAUUUCCCAAGUACAAAUCGUUGUUUUCUGCCGCCCAUGGGUCUGGAACCCAGUUAUUCACCCUCACAGUGUUCAUUUUUAUGCUUGCACUGGUCGGUGUGUUUUAUCCAUACAACCGAGGAGCUCUAUUCACUGCUCUUGUGGUCAUAUACGCACUCACAUCUGGCAUUGCGGGAUAUACUUCAACCGCUUUCUACUGUCAGCUUGAAGGGACAAAUUGGGUCAGAAAUUUAUUACUUACUGGGUGCCUUUUUUGUGGGCCUCUGUUCCUGACAUUCUGCUUCCUUAACACAGUUGCAAUUGCUUAUAGUGCAACUGCUGCUCUUCCUUUUGGUACUAUUGUGGUAAUUGUUCUUAUCUGGACAUUGGUAACUGCACCGUUGCUUGUCUUGGGUGGUAUUGCUGGGAAGAACAGUAAGGCUGAGUUCCAUGCUCCUUGUCGCACCACAAAGUAUCCUCGAGAAAUUCCAACUCUGCCAUGGUACAGGACAACUGUUCCUCAGAUGGCAAUGGCAGGAUUUCUCCCUUUCAGUGCUAUAUACAUUGAACUUUACUACAUAUUUGCCAGUGUCUGGGGUCACAGGAUUUACACCAUCUACAGCAUUCUGUUUAUUGUUUUUCUUAUUCUUCUGAUUGUCACUGCCUUUAUAACUGUGGCCUUGACCUACUUCCAACUUGCUGCUGAAGAUCACGAGUGGUGGUGGAGGUCUUUUCUUUGCGGUGGAUCAACUGGCCUAUUUAUCUAUGGUUACUGCUUGUAUUACUACUAUGCAAGAUCAGAUAUGUCUGGUUUCAUGCAGACAUCGUUCUUCUUUGGUUACAUGGCCUGCAUUUGCUAUGGUUUCUUUCUCAUGCUUGGAACUGUUGGAUUUCGUGCUGCUUUGUUCUUUGUUCGUCACAUUUACAAGUCCAUCAAGUGUGAAUAGCGGGGUAGCUGGAUCUUUUUGGUGAAUGGUCCUUGUUCUUCAUUUAAAACAUGGGGGGAAAAGUCUAUGAUUUUUGGUAGAGGUAGAUGGUAGAAGCCUUCAGAAGCAACAGAGGACUCAAGGUUUCCUAUAUUAAAAGGUGUUUUGAACCCUUUGUAUGGCGCUUGCUUCAGGCUUUGGGAAGAUGUGGUGCUCCUGAACUCUUCUUCACUAGUAGUGUAUCUAUAUGACACGGGAAUAACUUGUAUUAACCACAUUUUACCUUACUUUCUGAAGGUGACUUUUUCCUAUGUACUCCUUAUGACCUUAUUUAUCUAGCUAUUUAACUU
Molecule: messenger RNA, 1916 nt
Organism: Fragaria vesca subsp. vesca
Lineage: Eukaryota; Viridiplantae; Streptophyta; Magnoliopsida; Rosales; Rosaceae
Product: transmembrane 9 superfamily member 1-like
Exons: 7
Coding region: 1-1587 (528 amino acids)
Biological process (GO): protein localization to membrane
Cellular component (GO): membrane
Source: RefSeq, a predicted model, not a curated record